Amoebophrya sp. A120 is the source of this 533-nucleotide messenger RNA. Lineage: Eukaryota; Dinophyceae; Syndiniales; Amoebophryaceae. The record is from the annotation of a GenBank genome assembly.
CUUGGGCAGCACUUGUUGUCGAUUGUUUCAAGGACGACAAGCCAAACACCACCUUGAGUGGUCUCCAACCCUGAAGACUGCACUGCGUGCGAUGACAGCCGACGAUGCUCUUUCCGGCGGCGUGGGCGGACCUUCUCACCGGCCUGCCGCACCAGCGCCUGACACGGCCAGUAGAGGAGCUUACCGUGCCGACGGGGAAUUUAUCGUCGACUUUUUCGCCUACGGAUGGUACUUAUUUGAUGAUUUCGUUCUUUGUCUCUUGUGAGAAGAAGAAUUGCAACGGCUUAUCCUUAGGCUGCGUUUGUGACGAGGACGUCGAUAUUGAAUUCCAGACUUUGCAGUGAUGAUCCCUGUGAAAUUUGAGAUCACUUUUAGUCAAAGGCACAUCACUUUCCAGAUGAGGUGCUGAAGCGGGUAACGAGCGAAUGCAAACUUCAUAUACAAACCGUACAGGAUUGUCCUCUACCUUCUCUUCAUCUUUGCCGGGUGCCUCCCCGCCCUUCUCCGUUACAUUGUGGUUCGCAGCCUGUUCA